Messenger RNA from Gossypium raimondii (Peruvian cotton), 1905 nucleotides. RefSeq names its product endoglucanase 11. The record is from RefSeq and is a predicted model, not a curated record. Bases 206 to 1741 code for a protein of 511 amino acids. Gene Ontology annotation, molecular function: hydrolase activity, hydrolyzing O-glycosyl compounds. The transcript has 5 exons. Gene Ontology annotation, biological process: carbohydrate metabolic process. NCBI's taxonomy places the organism in Eukaryota, Viridiplantae, Streptophyta, Magnoliopsida, Malvales, Malvaceae.
UUUUUUAUGAUAAACAACAAAAAGAAAAAAAAAGUAACCUCACAUGGCCAUGAAAAUCGCUCACUGAGUCACUGAACUCGAGCCACAUUACAUAAAAAACACAAAUUUCAAGGCAGAAAAAGCAAAAGGGUGUGCAAAUAUAUAGCUUCCAAUAGCUAUUUCAGCUACUAAAUUCCCCCCUCACACCUAAAGAGAAGUGGGGACAAUGGGUGAACAGAGUAAGCUAAGCCUUUUCCAUUGUUGCCUCAUUCUCUUCUCUGUUCUCACCAUUUCCUCCACAACAGCGUUUGAUUAUGGCGAUGCAUUAAUGAAGAGCCUCCUUUACUUUGAAUCCCAACGUUCCGGUCGGUUACCGUACAAUCAACGUGUUACUUGGCGAGACCAUUCUGGCCUCACCGACGGCUUGGAACAAGGAGUGGAUUUAGUCGGAGGAUACUACGACGCCGGCGAUCACGUCAAAUUUGGACUCCCGAUGGCUUUCACGGUAACAAUGUUGUCUUGGAGUGUUAUCGAAUACCAGGACCAGAUCGCCGAUGCCGGUGAAUUAGAACAUGCUUUAGAGGCAAUUAAAUGGGGGACAGAUUACUUCAUUAAAGCACACACCAGCCCAAAUGUACUAUGGGCGGAGGUGGGUGACGGAGACACCGACCAUUACUGUUGGCAACGGCCGGAAGAUAUGACCACUUCACGCCAAGCUUACAAGAUCGAUGAGAAAAACCCAGGGUCCGAUCUCGCCGGUGAGACGGCGGCGGCAAUGGCGGCUGCGUCUAUCGUGUUUAAGAAAACAAACCCUCAUUACUCUCACUUACUCUUGCACCAUGCUCAAGAGUUGUUUGAGUUUGGGGAUAAGUAUAGAGGGAAAUAUGAUGGAAGCAUAGGGGUGGUGAAGAGCUACUAUGCGUCGGUGAGUGGGUUCAUGGAUGAGUUGUUGUGGGCGGCUUUGUGGCUGCAUGAGGCCACCGACAAGGAAGAUUAUUACUUGAAGUAUGUUAUAAACAAGGCUCAUUGUUUUGGUGGGAUUGGUUGGGCCAUAUCAGAGUUUAGCUGGGAUGUUAAAUAUGCUGGGGUUCAAGUUUUGGCAUCAAUGUUGUUGGAGAAAGCAAAACACGAGCAUGAGGGUCACGUUCUAAAGCAAUACCGAUCCAAAGCCGAGUACUACCUAUGCUCGUGUCUCAACAAAAACAACGCCACCAGCGACAACGUCGAACGUACCCCUGGAGGUCUUUUAUACAUCCGGCAAUGGAACAACAUGCAAUAUGUGUCGACAGCGACAUUCCUACUCACUGUCUACUCUGACUUUCUCCGCAACUCAAAGCAACACCUCCGGUGUCCCACCGGAACAAUUGAUACCGAAGAGAUCCUAAGUUUUGCCAAAUCCCAAGUAGAUUACAUACUAGGGUCUAACCCUAUGAACAUGAGUUACUUAGUGGGCUAUGGUUCUAAGUACCCUAUUAGGGUGCACCAUAGAGGUGCCUCCAUAGUAUCAUACAGAGAAAACAAAGGGUUCAUUGGUUGCACCCAAGGCUAUGACAAUUGGUAUAGUCGAGUGGAGCCGAACCCCAAUGUGUUGGUUGGAGCAUUGGUCGGUGGACCAGAUUGUCGAGAUAAUUUCAUGGACCAAAGAGAUAAUUAUAUGCAGACCGAGGCCUGCACAUACAAUACAGCACCAUUAGUUGGGGUUUUUGCAAGAUUGUUGCAAUUAGAGGAAAACCUUGAAGUAGAAUUGGUUGCCUCUUAUUAGAUAUACAAAAUAUAAUCAAAUGAUAUUAUAUAGUGUUGGUGGUGAGUAUUUUAAGACACCCUUUUUUUUGUGUGGCUGAACUAAAAGGUGUUCAAUGCCACUAACUAUUUCACCUUCAAUUUUGUUGAAUGUUUAUAAUAGUGAAAAAAAUAUAAUGUUCGAUA